UGUGUGUUUCAUCAGGUCUCAAAUCACGAGAACGGUGCAUUUCUGCAGGGAGUAGGUCGAGCUUUUCUAAGAUGUUGGACGGUAUAAAGCUGGAGGAUCACCCCUUACGGUCGGGUCCGGCCACUCUGGGCGUCAUGUUGGGAACCGACUGUCAGCACCCGUCCGUGUGCGAAGGAUGCCAGCGGCCCAUCGCUGACCGCUUUCUCAUGCGAGUCAACGACUCAUCCUGGCACGAGGAGUGUUUACAGUGUGCAGUGUGUCAACAGCCCCUCACCGCGAGUUGCUACUUCCGGGAGAGGAAACUCUACUGUAAACACGAUUACCAACAGCUGUUUGCCACAAAGUGCAGCGGCUGCCUGGAGAAGAUCGCCCCCACGGAGUUUGUGAUGCGUGCGCUGGAGUGUGUGUACCACCUGAACUGCUUCUGCUGCUGUGUGUGUGACCGGCAGCUGCGGAAAGGGGACGAGUUCGUCCUGAAGGACGCUCAGCUGCUGUGCAAGAGCGACUACGAGAAGGAGAAGGACCUACUGGGCUCCGUCAGUCCCGAGGAGUCUGACUCCGAGAAAAGCGAUGAUGAGGAUCUGGACAUCAAGCCGGGGAAGGGCUCGGCGGGGCCGGGGAAGGACGAUGGGAAGGACCCUCGGAGGCCCAAGCGGCCGCGCACCAUCCUCACCACCUCGCAGAGGCGCGCCUUCAAAGCCUCCUUCGAGGUGUCCUCCAAGCCCUGCAGAAAAGUCAGGGAGACUCUGGCUGCAGAGACUGGACUCAGUGUUCGUGUUGUUCAGGUCUGGUUUCAGAAUCAGAGAGCUAAGAUGAAGAAACUGGCUAGAAGACAACAGCAGCAGCAAGAGCAGCAGAACUCCCAGAGACUUGGACAAGGUAGAUCCGGAUUAGGGCGCGGACUUGGACAAGAGGUGAUGUCGAACCGGAUGGAGGGCAUGAUGAGCUACACCCCCCUGGCUCCCUCCCAGCAGCUGGUCUCCAUGGAGACGAACGGCUACAGCACCGACGCUUUCCAGCAGGGCCUCACCCCACCUCAGAUGCCCGGAGACCACAUGAACCCAUAUGGGAACGACUCCAUCUUCCACGACAUCGACAGCGACACCUCCCUCACCAGCCUCAGCGACUGCUUCAUGGCCUCCUCCGAGGUCAGCUCCCUGCAAGCGCGCGUGGGGAACCCCAUCGACCGACUCUACUCCAUGCAGAGCUCGUACUUCGCCUCGUGAAAGCGCCACUGCCUGCGGGCGCCGCACCUCACCCCCGGACUUCACCACUGAACUCACGAGCAUCGCCCCAAAGCAGAGCGGGCACAACAUCAGGAACCACACCAGAACUCCACACAACACCGCACAGCGCAGAACCCAACAGAACCUUUUAGCCCCAGGAGCCUCCACAGAGCACAACUCAACACAGCACAAGCUACAACGUA
Molecule: messenger RNA, 1429 nt
Organism: Clupea harengus (Atlantic herring)
Lineage: Eukaryota; Metazoa; Chordata; Actinopteri; Clupeiformes; Clupeidae
Gene: lmx1bb
Product: LIM homeobox transcription factor 1, beta b
Exons: 10
Coding region: 72-1226 (384 amino acids)
Biological process (GO): regulation of transcription by RNA polymerase II; neuron differentiation
Cellular component (GO): nucleus
Molecular function (GO): DNA-binding transcription factor activity, RNA polymerase II-specific; RNA polymerase II transcription regulatory region sequence-specific DNA binding
Source: RefSeq, a predicted model, not a curated record